AUGUCAUCGUGCAGUGAAGAGAAGGUGUCAAACGGUGGGGACAAAAGGCACGUAGCGGCGCUGAUCCUGGCCCGGGGCGGGAGCAAAGGCAUCCCCCUGAAGAACAUCAAGACCCUGGCUGGCAUCCCGCUGCUGGGCUGGGUGAUCCGGGCUGCGGUGGACUCUGACCUUUUUGACAGUGUUUGGGUGUCGACCGACCACGACGACAUCGAGAAGGUGGGACGUUCUUGGGGAGCUCAGAUCCACCGCAGAUCUGCAGAAGUGUCCAAAGACUCAUCGACCUCCUUGGACACGAUGCAAGAGUUCAUCCGCCUCAACCCAGUGGUGGACAUCGUGUGCCACAUCCAGGCCACGUCUCCGUGCCUGCACCCGUUCCACCUGAAGGAGGCGCUGGAGUACAUCUUGAAGCGCGGCUACGAUUCCGUCUUCUCCGUGGUCAGGAGGCACCACUUCCGCUGGCAGGAAAUCAAGAAAGGAAGCGAGGAGUUGACCCGCCCUCUGAACCUCGACCCGUGUAACCGUCCGCGGCGUCAGGACUGGGACGGGGAGCUGUGUGAGAACGGCUCCUUCUACUUCGGCACCACAAAACUGAUCCGUGAAGGACGGAUACAGGGCGGGAAAGUGGCGUACUAUGAGAUGCUUCCCGAGUACAGUGUGGACAUCGAUGUGGACAUCGACUGGCCCGUGGCUGAGCAGAGGGUCCUCAGGUACGGUUACUUCGGGCGCGACAUUCCGGAGGUGGUGAAGCUGAUGUUCUGUAACGUCUCCGGGUGUCUGACGGACGGACGGAUUUUCCUGAUGGCGUCUGGAGGCGAGAUGAUCUCCAUCAACACCAGGGACACGGCCGGGCUCCGGAUGCUGAAGAAAGAAGGAGUGGAGGUGAUCUUGUUGACCUCCACGCUGGACCCGGUGGCCCAGGCUCUGUCCCAGACCAUGAGUGAACAUCUGGGCUGCGCGGUGCUGCCUGUGGGGGACAAACCUCUGAUGGACCUGGAGCCUCUGGUGAAGAAGCGAGAGCUCAACUGGAAGGACGUGGCCUACAUGGGAUGUGAUGAGACGGACGUGGAGUGCCUGAACGUGGCGGGUUUGAGCGCCGUGCCCGCGGACUCGCCCGUCGUGGCCAUGAACGGAGCCAAGUACAUCUGCAAAAGUGUCGCCGGAAAAGGAGCCGUGCGCGAGUUCAGCGAACACAUCAGACUGCAAAAACGAAAAGCCAAAUCUCAACUGGAGCAGGACCGGAUCGACCGAGCCAAGGAGCAAACACAAGAGAGGAUCUUUGGAGCACAGAUCGUGUGA
This is a messenger RNA of Boleophthalmus pectinirostris (great blue-spotted mudskipper), 1296 nucleotides long. RefSeq names its product cytidine monophosphate N-acetylneuraminic acid synthetase a (gene cmasa). Bases 1 to 1296 code for a protein of 431 amino acids. The record is from RefSeq and is a predicted model, not a curated record. Lineage: Eukaryota; Metazoa; Chordata; Actinopteri; Gobiiformes; Gobiidae. The transcript has 9 exons. Gene Ontology annotation, molecular function: N-acylneuraminate cytidylyltransferase activity.